AUGGAACACGCGCGACCGCCGGCGGAAUUGUGUUUGGAAGGAGGUCCAUCUAAUCGGGCUGAUACGUGGCGCAAGUGGUUACGUCAGUUUCGAGUUUUCUUGAAAGCAUCAGGAGUUCAUAAAGAGGCCAGUGAUGUACAAGCUAGUUUGUUAAUUAAUUUAGUGGGAUCAGAGGGAUAUGAUAUUUACACUACAUUCAAGUUUAAUUCCGAGGAUGAGAAAGAAAAUAUAGAAAAAGUAAUCGAAAAAUUUGAUAAUCAUUUUGGGACAAAAACGAAUACGACUAUGGUGCGGUUUAAAUUCUUCACAAGAUGUCAAGAAGUCGGUGAGAGUAUCGACGAUUACGUCACUGCACUCAAACUACUAAGCCAGCGCUGCGAGUUUGAACAACUAGAGGAUAGCUUACUGCGGGAUCGAAUCGUGUGCGGUAUCAUAGAUAUUCCAGUACGAGAUCGGUUGCUACGCACAGAUGACUUAACACUAGAAAAAGCAAUAAAAAUUUGUCAAGCCAAUGAAAUGUCUAACGACGGCGAGAAACAGAUCGAGGGGAUAAAAAAUGAAACCCUAAAAUGUUCAUCAGUGAGCAGCACUCGAAGAGGGCGACCGGAUAUGCGUCGCGGAACGAGGGACGCGAGUCGCAGGCACUCGCCCCGCCGCUGGCGCGCCGCGGCGGGCGACGGCCGCGGCCGAGCCGCCGCCGGAGCGAGCGGCGGGCCGGCUGCGUGGACAGCGCCGGCCGCGAGGUCCUGCGACGCUUGCGGCUCCACUCACUGUGACGGAAGUGAUCGUUGUGUGGCGCGUAAAGUGAAGUGCUUCAUAUGUGGUGGCAAGGGUCAUUACAAAGUUAUGUGUCCGACGCGUAGGUAUAAAAAAGUGUAUGAACUCAGUGAUAAUCCUUCGGAUUACAGUGGCAGUGAAAAUGACUUGUAUUAUAUUUCGUCUGUUGAAAGCAUCGACGCAAUAGUACAAAGCGAGGAUUCCAAAUGGUAUGAAACUCUUUAUUUAUCCCAGACUGGCAGUGGACAUCGUUUUAAACUAGAUACCGGGUCCGACUUAAAUUUGUUAUCAAGAAAUAACUAUUCUAAAUUAGGUUUGUCUUUGUCAAAUAUUCUACCUGACAAUACGCGUGCCAGGUCGGUUUGUGGUAGUUACUUAUCUAUAAUGGGUUGUUGCACAAUUGAUUGGGUAUAUAAAGGUACUGAACACAAAUUGAAAUUUAUAAUAUCGGACCAAACGUGUCAAAGUAUUUUGGGAAAACAUGCUGUAGAAAAAAUAGGUUUAAUUAAAAGAGUAUAUUCUUUAGACAUAAAUAAAUAUUAUGAGUUGUUUCAUGGAUUAGGUAAAUUGCCUGGUACGUAUUCUAUUCCAAUUGAGAGUGAUGCGAACCCUUGCAUUUGCCCUGUUAGAAAAAUACCACUAGGAGUGAGAGACCAACUUAGAGAGGAAUUGGAUCGCAUGGAAAAUUUGGGUGUAAUACGGAAGGUAUACCAUCCCACUUCGUGGGUUAAUGGUAUAGUCAUAGCAGCAAAAAAAGAUGGCAGCAUCAGGGUGUGCCUUGACCCGCGACCUCUAAAUCGUGUCAUAAAACGACAACAUUAUCCUUUACCCACCCUCACUGAAAUAGCCACCAAGUUAAAUGGUGCGCGGUAUUUCAGUAAAUUGGAUGCUAAAUCGGGGUUCUGGAUGAUUCAACUAGAUGACAGUAGCGCUGACUUGUGCACAUUCGGUACACCGUUCGGCAGGUAUCAGUAUAUGCGUCUGCCGUAUGGUAUAAAUUCUGCGUCUGAAAUAUUUCACGCCAGAGUGCGGCAGCUGCUGGAAGACCUAAUCGGUGUAGAUUCAUUUAUUGAUGACGUCAUACACCACUAA
Molecule: messenger RNA, 1869 nt
Organism: Achroia grisella
Lineage: Eukaryota; Metazoa; Arthropoda; Insecta; Lepidoptera; Pyralidae
Exons: 1
Coding region: 1-1869 (622 amino acids)
Molecular function (GO): nucleic acid binding; zinc ion binding
Source: RefSeq, a predicted model, not a curated record